This is a messenger RNA of Scylla paramamosain (green mud crab), 2822 nucleotides long. RefSeq lists its product as uncharacterized. Bases 135 to 2528 code for a protein of 797 amino acids. The transcript is spliced from 4 exons. Lineage: Eukaryota; Metazoa; Arthropoda; Malacostraca; Decapoda; Portunidae. The record is from RefSeq and is a predicted model, not a curated record. Gene Ontology annotation, molecular function: structural constituent of chitin-based larval cuticle. Gene Ontology annotation, cellular component: chitin-based extracellular matrix.
AACCUGGCUGGAGUGUGUGUGUCCCGGGGCGUGAGGGGAGGGUGGCGGGGCCUUGAUGGCGGGUAUAAACUGCGUGGGUGGCGGUUGUUCUGUCAGACAGCUCCCUUCGUCUGGGUGGGUCACGUUCCUCCGUCAUGAUCGUUCUUCGUGUGGUUUGCGUCUUGGCGGUGGUGGGCGCCUGCUGGGGCGAGGCUGCCCUGCAUCCCGAGACCCGCCAGGGGCCGCAACAUGACCUGCACAGCAUCCCUCGCUACGACCUGUACGACAACCGCCACUACAGCGUGUACAACAACCCGCGCCUCGACGUGUACAACGACCUGGACAAUAACCUGCACCGUGCCUCUCCUGUCGGCCUGCACAACGGCCGCCACGUGCCUGAUAUCUUCCACCACGCCCCUGUCGUCCCCCCCCACCACAGCACCUUCAACGCUCCCGCCAUCACCUCUUAUCGCGGCCCCACUGUCGUCCCCGCACCGUACCUUGUCCCUCCCCAAGUCCACAAUGUUGUCCCCGUGCACGAGUCCCCAGUCAUCAUAGAGAAAACCCCCGUGCCGUACGCCAGCCCCGUGCCUCAGCCCAAACCUGUCAUUCCCAUCAGAUCUCAGUACCACGUGCAGGACGAGCUCGGCCAGUAUUCCUUCGGCUACGACGCUGGCAUUUCCACCCGCCAGGAGACCCGAGACGCCUACGGAAACGUGCGUGGCUCCUUCAGCUACAUUGAUUCCAACGGAAAGCUUCAGACGCAGCACUACACGGCUGGCAAGGGCGGCUUCAGAGUGGUGGGCACCAACCUGCCUGUGCAUGUGACCAACGAGGCACGCCAUAAGCGCUCCUACGCUACUUUCCCGGCAGCCACCGCGCCCCUCACCGCAGCUCACCACCUCCCAGACUUGAACCUCGUCACUCCCUAUCACGUGUACGGACCUCCGAGGCAAAGCUUCUCCUACAGCCUGCAGUCACUCCCCUCCCAUGUCUCCACCUCCACCAGGACCUACUACGCAGGACCCCGAGUCGCCCCUCACCACCGAAGACACUACUACUACUGCUUUGAUUCUCCUUCGUCACGACUUGCUACCUCGAAGAAGUGUCUCCGUCAUUGCGUGCUCACUCCACUCAGCAAUCACUCCCCUCGGCACUGUAGGCCGGCCUCAGGUGCCGUUAGUGAGGCGCGGGUUCAGGGUCUUGUGCAACUUCAGCUUGAUAUAACAGCGCGAGCAGCAGUCGCAGCACCGUCAGACAGCUCCCUGGUCUUGGGUGGGUCGCACAGAACAAGCGCCACAGCAGCCAUGGUCACGUUGCGGAUUGUGUGUGCCCUCCUAUUGGUGUCCAGCGGCCGCGCUGACCCGCCCCACUCCCGGGACCACGCAGCCACUGACACCAUCUAUCGCGAAACUGUGGCUCACGGUGGCUCAGCGGGUCACGGAGCUCCCGUUGUGGCUCACGGUGGCUCACUGGUUCACGGUGGUGCCAUUGUGGCUCACAGUGGCUCACUGGGUCACGGUGCUGCAGUUGUGGCUCACGGUGGCUCUGUGAGUCACGGUGCUCCUGUUGUGAGUCACGGUGCUCCUGUUGUGAGUCACGGUGCUCCUGUUGUGAGUCACGGUGCUCCCGUUGUGAGUCACGGUGCUCCCGUUGUGGCUCACGGUGGCUCUGUGAGUUACGGUGUUCCCGUUGUGGCUCACGGUGGCUCUGUAGGUCACAUUACCCCAGUUGUGAGUCACGGUGGCUCUGUAGGUCACACUGCUCCCGUUGUAGCUCACGGUGGCCUUGCAAGUCACGCUGGUUACGGUGGUCCCAUUGCCAGUCACGGCGUCUCAGUGGGUCACGGUGGUCCUGUUGUGAGCCACAGUGGCGCAGUGGGUCACGCCCCGGCGGUUCACGCCCCUGUGGUCAAGGGUGCUGUGAUCUCGCACGGGAGCGGCUACCAGGAGCCUGUGCGAUCCCAGUACCACGCCCAGGAUGCCUAUGGUCGAUACUCCUUCGGCUACAAUGCCGGCACUUCCGCCCGCGACGAGACCCGCGACGCCUAUGGUAACGUGCACGGCUCCUACACCUACGUCGACUCCUAUGGUAACCUGCAGACGCAGCACUACGUCGCCGGCAAGGGCGGUUUCCAGGUGGAGGGCACCAAUCUUCCCGUGCAAGUCAGUCAUGGACAGAGGUACAAACGUUCGUACGCUGUCUUCCCCGCCUCCACCAAGCCACUGGUGAACGGCAUCCCAAGUGGUCUCGUCACCACCGUGACGCGCCACCAGCAGGGCCCCGUGGUGGCAGACCUUCCUAGCCCUUACGGAGGUCCUCACGGUUAUGGCGGCGAGGUGGUGUACCAGCCUCCAGUGGUGCCCAACGAGGGCCUCAUUCAUGCCAAAGCUUAUGGCGUGUCUCCUCUCCUUGGAAACGCAAAUCUCCAUGGUAACUUUGACAAGCUCAGCUAUAAUGGAUUUUCCUAUGGCUUUGAGACUGGCCCGUCCUCCCUCGCCACCUACGGCACUCACUUCAACCAGCACAUCCCCAGGUACUCGCACUGAACCCUCGCCUGCUCGCCUGCUCCGCAGUGUGAAGACUUCUGGAUAGUCACGCUGAACCACGCCAAAACUUUCACUAAUAAACCUCGUACUUCAUGAAGUUUAGAGUUUCAAGAUACUUCAUUAGUAUUUUCAAUGCUGUCUUCACAUGCUAUAUACUUUCAACAAGAGUGAAUGUCUUGUACGUACUACCAGAAAUGUAUCUUCGUGAUGUUACACGCAGGGCUGGACGGGUUUGCGCUCCGUUUCUGUGAUCGGGGCACCUCGUGUAUAAAGCAUCAAGAAAGCAGAACAAUA